AGCCUCAGCCCACAGAAUAAACGAAGGGAGAAAAACCAUUCUGUGCUACUACUUACCGGAGCUGGGUUUUGGCAAUUCAGUAGAACAAGUGGAUCAGGAGCUCAGAUAUAAUUCCUUGAAUCCCUUGCUUCCUUAUUAUUUAAAGUCUUUUUUUUUUUUUUUUUUUUUUUUUUUUUCAAUUUAUUCAAGUGGAUUUUCCCUUUUCAAGUGAAUAAGCAGAGGGAACUGCCUGGGAUACAUCAGAAAUAAGCCUCCUGAGCUGAGGAUGCUUGUAGUUCCGGGCAGCAGUGCUACUUCCCACAGUGUGAGAAAGACCAUGGCAACUUGGCAGGACUGCUACCUGCUCAGUUCCCAAAAUGAAGACAUCUGCCAGAACGUUCAGGUUUCCAGCCUGUGAUGCUCCAGCAGAUUCAUAUUACAAAAGAGACGAUUCUGGACACGACAAAGGAAAUUUAGGGAAAUAUCCCUAACUAUCAAGAGAAGAGAUCUGUACUGUUUCAGAGAGAGAAACCAUGCGUUCCAGAAGUAACAGUGCAGAAAGCCCAACCAGACCGAAGCCGUGCCAACAAAGGCCAAAAGGCCACCAUAGAGAAGAAACAGGUUACAGUGGGAAAGGGAAUGUGCAAAGAAGGCCAAAGGAGAAGGACGAUGUGCCCCAAGCCAGCACCAUCAUAAGAAGCCCUAAGGCUGAGAAAAAGCAAAGAAGUUCUUUCAAGAAAAGAGAGGACCUCUCUCGUGAUGAUCUGCUAUUUCUUCUUAGUGUCCUUGAGGGUGAAUUACAGGCUCAAGAUGAAGUUAUAGGAAUACUUAAGGCUGAAAAAAUUGACUUGGCUUUGCUUGAAGCACAAUAUGGCUUUGUUACUCCCAAGAAGGUGUUGGAAGCCCUCCAGCGAGACGCUAUUCAAACAAAGGCUGAGCAAUGGCAAGAAGAUAUCUAUGAAAAGCCUAUGGGAGAGCUUGAUAAAGUUGUAGAGAAACAGAAGGAAACUCACAGACGAAUGCUGGAGCAACUUCUAAUGGUAGAAAAAUCACACAGACAGACCCUGUAUGAAUUAGAGGAAGAGAAGAGGAAGCACAGUGAAUACAUGGAGAAAAGUGAUGAGUUUAUAAGCUUACUGGAAAAAGAACGUGAAAGACUGAAAAAGCUUCUUGAACAAGAAACAGCAUAUCAAGAAAAAAAAGAGAAGGAAAACAACAAGAAAAUAGCUAAACUGAAAGAAGAAUUGACUAAACUGAAAUCCUUUGCUUUAAUGGUUGUGGAUGAACAACAAAGACUCACUGAGCAGUUGAAUCAACAAAGUCAAAAAAUUCAAGAGUUAACUACUUCUGCAGACCAAGCACAUGAGAAACUCGCUUUUGCUGAAGCAAAAGCCCAAGAGCAAGAACAGAAAGCCAGCAGGCUGGAGGCUGAACUUCAAGUCCAAAACAGUAAGGUUUCCCAAGAUCAAGAAGCAAUGAUGGCCAAACUAACCAAUGAAGACAGCCAGAAUCGUCAGCUCCGGUUAAAACUGAAUGCACUCAGCAGGCAAAUUGAUGAGCUGGAAGAGACCAAUAAAUCUUUAAGAAAAGCAGAAGAUGAACUGCAAGACCUAAGGGAUAAGAUAAAUAAGGGAGAAUAUGGGAACUCCACUCUUAUGUCUGAAGUGGAGGAAUUAAGGAAACGACUGCUGGAGAUGGAAGGAAAAGAUGAAGAGCUCAUAAAAAUGGAAGAUCAGUGCAGAGAACUUAAUAAAAAGUUAGAAAAAGAAGCAUCACAGAGCAAGAACCUUAAAGGGGAAGUUGACAAACUCAACAAAAGAAUUAUGGAGCUGGAGAAAUUAGAGGAUGCUUUCAACAAAAGCAAACAGGAAUGCUACUCCCUGAAAUGCAACCUAGAAAGGGAAAAAAUGGUUACAAAGCAGUUGUCCCUUGAGCUGGAAGGCUUAAAAGCUAGGGUUGGAGAGCUCGAAGCAAUUGAAAGCAAGUUAGAAAAAACCGAGUCCACACUCAAAGAAGAUUUAACAAAGCUGAAGACUCUAACAGUGAUGCUUGUGGAUGAAAGAAAAGCUAUGAGUGAAAAAAUAAAGCAAACAGAAGAAAAACUGGAAGCUGCAACUUCUCAGCUCCAGGUGGAAAAAAAUAAAGUGAUGUCCAUUACAGAAAAACUAAUUGAGGAAAGUAAAAAGGCACUGAAAUCAAAAUCUGAUGCAGAGGAAAAAGUGUCUAGUGUCACAAAAGAAAGAGAUGAGCUGAAAAACAAACUCAAAGCAGAAGAGGAGAAAGGAAACGAUCUUGCUUCCAAAGUAAACAUUCUAAGAAAAAGACUUCAGUCACUGGAAGCUGUUGAAAAAGAAUUUCUUAAAAAUAAGCUUAAAGAGACUACUAAAUCCAGCACUUCCUUGCAGCAGGAGAACAACAAAAUCAAAGAGCUUUCUCAAGAAGUCGAGGGGCUUAAGCAGAAGCUGAAAGAAAUGAAGGCCAUAGAAGACGAUCUUAUGAAAACUGAAGAUGAAUUUGAGUCUUUAGAACGAAGAUAUGUCAAUGAACGGGACAAAGCCAAGCUCCUGUCAGAGGAACUGGAGGCUGUGAAAAUGGAAGUAGCUAGGUAUAAACUAUCAGAAAAGGCAGAGUCCAAUCAAGAGCAGCGUCUUUUUAAGAAGCUCAAAGAAGAAGAAGCUAAAUCAAGUCACCUUUCCAGAGAAGUAGAUGCACUGAAAGAGAAAAUUCAUGAAUACAUGGCAACAGAAGACCUAAUCUGUCACCUCCGAGGUGAUCAUACAGUCUUACAGAAGAAACUCACCCAACAAGAAAACAAGAACAGGGAGUUAGCAAGAGAAAUGGAAAGCCUCACAAAAGAAUUAGAGAGGUACAGACGUUUCAGUAAGAGCCUCAGACCUGGUGCUAAUGGAAGGCGGAUAUCUGACUUGCAGGUUUUUUCUAAAGAAGUCCAGACAGAUCCAGCUGACAACGAACCACCCGAUUACAAAACCCUCAUGCCUUUAGAGAGAGCAGUCAUAAAUGGGCAGCUGUAUGAAGACAGUGAUUAUGAGGACAAGGACAGCAAUGAGGAGGAACAAUCAGUGGCUUUCAAAAGCAACUCAUCCAUCGGGAAUGCCAUGCAUAAGAAAUUAUGGAUCCCUUGGAUGAAGUCCAAAGACCACCACCAGAAUGGAAAGAUUCAUACAAAGCAAAAUGGAAACUGUGCACAGACUGGAGACUUAGUGCUAAGCCAUACACCUGGCCAACCUCUGCACAUAAAAGUAACUCCAGACCAUGGGCAGAACACAGCAACGCUCGAAAUAACAAGUCCUACUACAGAAAGUCCUCACUCCUAUACGAGCACAGCAGUUAUACCUAACUGUGGCACUCCCAAGCAAAGAAUAACUAUUAUUCAAAAUGCCUCCUUCGCGCCUGUGAAGUCAAAAGCAUCAGAAGGUUACAUGAGCCCAGAGCAAGCCAUUUCUCCCAUUACUAUGGCUGCUUUUGCAAGAUCUCAGACUCCUGACUCAUGUGGUUCCUUAACGCCUGAAAGAACAAUGUCCCCAUUGGCUUUACCAGGCUCAAGUUCUCAGGAACAAAUGCUCUCCUCAGAGCCUUUGGAAAUGGGAGCCAAGCAUGCUGUUUUCAGAGUAUCCCCAGACAGGCAGUCGUCAUGGCAGUUUCAGAGAUCUAACAGCACGGGAUCAAGUGUAAUAACUACUGAGGAUAACAAAAUCCACAUCCACUUAGGAAGUCCUUACGUCCAAGCUCUCACCGGUACCAAGACCGUCAGCCCCUGUACCCCAGUGCAAGAUAACAGAACUCCAGCACUAGCUAAUGGAAUACCCAGUAAACCCACCAAUAAAAUCACCAGCAGUAUUACUAUCACACCAACAGCCACUCCUCUCCCACGGCAAUCACAAAUUACAAUUACUGAUGCGUUCCGUCAAUCAGUUCCAACUCGGAUCCCCAAACCAAAGCCAACAAAUGCAACUAAACUACCUGUCAGAAUUCCUGCUGGACAUCACAACAAGCCACUUCAAGACAGCAGUUCUGGAAAGCUACAUAUUAUAAGGACUGUGUCUAAAGCCUGCCUUCACAGUGGAGGGAGAAGAGUGCAUUCCAACAGUCUAAAUGGCUCAACUGAUAAUUUGUGGGAAAGCUCCUUUCACAUAGGUCUUUCUUUAAGAACUGCCAAAUCUUAAUUCCUAAAUAAAGCAAAAGCUAGUGGUGAUCGCAACAUCACAGCCAGAAUUGGGACCGUUUUGCUGAAGCAAAGACAGAUUUUGAUGCGUUCGGUUACCCAAUUUGUUUCCCUUUUAUUUCACAGCUAAAAGUUUAACUUAGCCACUGAGCCAGUACAACACAUUAGCACUCCUGCGGGACUAUUUUUGCAAACCCACAACAGAAAUCUAUGCCUCCCUCAACAGCCUCACAAGAACAUCUCAAUGGGUAGUUAAAAAGUGAAGGUUUCAAAAGAUCAGCCCACCGAAACCUUACUUCAGCAUGUGCCUUACAAGACACAUUUUGGCAAAGAAGAAACCGAGAAAAGACUCUUCUACAUUAGAAAGAGAAGCACUCCAAUUUAAUUCACUAAAUCUACAGCUAACAGUAAAGUUCUGAAGCUACAAGUGACACGUGCUCAGGUCCAAAUAAAGCUCAUAGAAGCACCCCGUGAUAUGUUCUGCAAGACGCGGAACAAGUGUGCACAACGCAAAGAAGCAAAAUGAUUUCCAAAAAGCAGCUGUCAGCCUGGCAUGCUCAUCAGACAGAUGUGAAAAGGAGCAUCAGCACAAAAACAGCUUUCAUCAGAAGGGACAGCAACUGAUGGAUGAGCCAAAGGAAAGAGAGAAAACUCUCCAUACACAGGUCAGCUCGCCAACAGAUCCCAGCUCUGAUAAUGCAACAAAACUCUUAAUAAUUGAGCUACAGUGAACAGUCCACUUCUCACUAGUUGCAAAGCCCACAUAACAAACUGAUGCCAUUUGGCACCCCUUAUUACCAGCUUACAAACAGAAAAUAAAAACGUAUGGGCAAAAAAAAA
Molecule: messenger RNA, 5002 nt
Organism: Lagopus leucura (white-tailed ptarmigan)
Lineage: Eukaryota; Metazoa; Chordata; Aves; Galliformes; Phasianidae
Gene: FILIP1L
Product: filamin A interacting protein 1 like
Exons: 9
Coding region: 513-4163 (1216 amino acids)
Source: RefSeq, a predicted model, not a curated record